Messenger RNA from Candidula unifasciata, 195 nucleotides. NCBI's taxonomy places the organism in Eukaryota, Metazoa, Mollusca, Gastropoda, Stylommatophora, Geomitridae. The record is from the annotation of a GenBank genome assembly.
AUGUACCUUUACAGCAGCUUGGUUCUCUUCGCUUUCUUUGUUCUGUACGACACCCAGUUGGCUGUGGAGAAGAGGACCCAGGGAAAGAUGGACUUCGUUUGGCACUGUGUGACUCUGUUUCUGGAUGGGUUUCAUAUCUUCAAACUGAUCCUGAUUCUGUUAGCUAAUCGAAAGCCUAGUCUGACAAGUGCAUAA